This is a messenger RNA of Salvelinus sp. IW2-2015, 762 nucleotides long. It is a transcript of the gene coq7, whose product is annotated as coenzyme Q7 homolog, ubiquinone (yeast). Gene Ontology annotation, biological process: determination of adult lifespan; ubiquinone biosynthetic process; regulation of reactive oxygen species metabolic process. Gene Ontology annotation, cellular component: mitochondrial inner membrane; nucleus. The record is from RefSeq and is a predicted model, not a curated record. NCBI's taxonomy places the organism in Eukaryota, Metazoa, Chordata, Actinopteri, Salmoniformes, Salmonidae. Gene Ontology annotation, molecular function: 3-demethoxyubiquinol 3-hydroxylase activity.
GAAGAAGUAUACGUCAUUUGACCGCGCCAUCUCCACAAGCAGGCACAUUUCAAUGACAACCUGCAUAUGUAACAUAUAUUAAUUACAGAAUAAUAGAGCCAAAUAACUAUUCACUUAACAAUGCAACGAGCCGUUUUUGCACACAUUGCAUUGCAUGACUGGACGCAUGUUUUCAGUCCUUUGAGGAUACAACAAUGUUUGAAGCACAGAGCACUACCAGUACAGCUCAGUUCUCGKGCAUACAGUGUGAUACCGCCCCCGCGCGACGAAGCAGAGAAGGCUCUGCUGCACAGUAUGUUGCGGGUGGACCACGCAGGGGAAUACGGUGCCAACCGCAUCUACGCCGGCCAGAUGGCAGUGUUGGGAAGGUCACAGAUAGGACCGCUUAUUCAGGAAAUGUGGGAUCAAGAGAAGAAGCAUCUUGCCAAAUUCAAUGAGAUCCUUGCAGAGAACAGAGUUCGCCCAACGUUGCUGUUGCCCCUCUGGAACAUGGCAGGUUUUUUACUAGGAGCGGGCACCGCUCUACUGGGUAAGGAAGGGGCCAUGGCCUGUACUGUGGCUGUGGAGGAGAGCAUCUCAGAGCACUACAACAGCCAGAUCAGAGCCCUCAUGGAGGAGGACCCAGACAGAUACGUAGAGCUGUUAAAAUUAAUAAAGGAAUUCCGAGAUGAUGAGAUGGAACAUCAUGAUACAGGACUGGAGCACGAUGCUGAAUCUGUAAGCCCUCUUUCCCACUUUGAUCUUUAGGUUUUACUCUAUUUA